Plasmodium falciparum 3D7 is the source of this 1359-nucleotide messenger RNA. It is a transcript of the gene PV1, whose product is annotated as parasitophorous vacuolar protein 1. The record is from RefSeq and is a predicted model, not a curated record. NCBI's taxonomy places the organism in Eukaryota, Apicomplexa, Aconoidasida, Haemosporida, Plasmodiidae.
AUGAUUAAAAUAAUAUUAGCUAGCUUUUUAUUUUUCUUUUAUUUUUCGUCUUCCAUUUAUGGGAAUGUGGUGGCCCCUAAGAGUGCUGAGGCUGUUCAUACGUUGACAGCAAAACUUGAUACGGAAAAUAAGGCUCAUCAAAAAUAUAUAGAUAUUAUAAAUGGAGUUUUUUCGGAAAAUAUGGAGAAUUUUGUUUUUUCAAUAACAACCAGUAACGGAUUUACAUGUUCGAUAAAUAAGUUGGAUGUUAUUUUUGAUAAUAAAGUAACAGGAAUGCAAAAAGUUUUUUCUGAUGAGAAUGUUCAAUAUAUUAAAGAAGCUUCUCUUGAAUUUAAAAACAAUUUGUUGGAAUAUAUGAAAGGUGUUAUGCCAUCUGAAAAUGAUUUUUCUAAUGUUAGAAAAGAAUUUCAAAAAGUAUGUGUAAAAUAUUUUUCAGAGUUAAGAAGAAAAUUUUUCCAGAUAUAUAGAGACCCCAAUAAUAAGAAUCAAAACGAAGAUAAUGUUGAUAAUCAUAUGAAUAUUGAAGAAAUAAGCCAAGAAUUCUUCUCUGGUUUUAAUCCUUUUGGAACUAUGAAAAUAAGAAAAGAACAAAAUCCAGAUUUAUCACAAAAGGAUAGUUUGAUAUUAAAUGAAAAUAAUAAUGAUUCUCUUACAUCAGCAGAUCAAAAGAAUAAUAAUAUGGUUCCUAUGGAAAAUAGAUCAUUUUCAUAUUCUCAACAAAGUUCACAUGUUGUAAGUUUUGAUGGUCACGAUGAACAUGUUGAACAACAAGAGCAACAUUCUGGAGAUAAUACACAAGAAGACAAAGAUCAACUUAUGGACUUACCAUUUAACAAGGAUAAAGUUUUUUCAACCUUCUUAAAAAAUGUAACUCUUUUAAUUGAAGGAAAUUGUACAGAAGCUCAACAACAAGCUCAAGAACAAACUCAAGAACAAACUGAAGAACAAGAAGAAGAACAAAAUGAAAAAGAAAUUGAAAGUGAUAAACAAGUACAAAAAGAUGGAGAACAAAAAGAAAAUGAUGUACAAAAAAAACAAAAAGCUAAUGCUUUCACCAUUCAAUUUUCAAGUAGUCUUAGCAGAAAACAUAUAUCUACAACAUGUAAUGCUUCAUCAGGUAAUGUCUUCUUAAGAAAAGGAAACAAACCAUUUGAACAUUUUAAUAGUCCUAAUUUCGAAAAUAUGAUGAAAGGAGUUUUUGGAAUUAUUCAAAAUCCUUUUGAAAAUGGCCAACCCACUUUCCCAUUCUUUAAAAAUAUUAAUUCGAUCUCUGGAAUCGGUAAUGUUGAUAUCCCCAAAAAUUUUAUGAAUGAUUUUUUGAAUAAUGGAAAUGAUCAAAACACACCAAUAUCGAGCUAA